GGGCUCGCGAGCUGCUGCGGCAAAGUGUAAUGACGCUGCAGUCGGAGAUGGGCAGUGGAAGUCGACUGUUGUGGAAGAAGUGGAUAAGGCUGGAGCAGAAAUACGGCGACAAGUCUUCGCUGCGGACGGUGGUGGAGCUGAGGGCGCUGCAGCGGCUGGGCCUUGGCCCGGAAGCAGCAGCUUGCUGCUUGGAAGACAAGGAGCAGCAAACGGAGAAUCCUGCUGCUGCUGCUGCUGCUGCUGCUGCUGUUGCUGUUGCUGCUGCUGCGGAGUCCGAAGCCUCCUGCUGCUUCUCCCCCAACAAAGCUGCAGCAGACCUGGACCCCGCAGAAGUUGCAGCAGCAAAAUUCAAAAUCAGAAAAAGGCAGUUCAUGGGAGGAGAUUCUCUCCAAGACAUUUACGAAAUGUACGCGGCCAGCGGCAUGGCCCCCCGGACUUCAAUGUUGGAGUUGGUGGGGGGCCCCGAGGAGCUGGAGGGCCCCCGUCAGUUCUUAGCUAAGGGGGGCCCCCCUGGGGGCCCCCCGGGGGCCCCCCUGGGGGCCCCCCUGGGGGGCCCCCUGGGCAAAGAAGAGGAAGAUGAACUCGAAGAAGAAGAGGGGCCCCCCGGGGCCAAAACUGCAAGAACUGCUGUACCCUGGGGCCUCAUUGCGAGGCCUGACACUGACAGCAUGGUGGCUUUUCAUCCAGAGUUGUCUUUGUUUUAUCAGCAGCAAGAAGGUGCAGCAGCAGCAGCAGCAGCAGCAGCAGCAGGAGACGCAGCAGCAGCAAGACAAGUCCCCAUGUUCGCCCCCCCCAAACUGCUCUGCGACUUGCUCGCGCUGCUGCCCAAGGCAAACGGCAAACUCACCGCGGACCCCGACUUGGUCGAUUAUUUACUUUCUUUUCUCCAGUCUUGCCGGCUGCCGCCGCUGCCGCCUGUGGAGCACCGGCCCAUAGUGAUAAAGGACCUUUUGGCGCUGAGGCAUUCCCAGCUGAGUUCGCUGCAAGUGAACAAACAAAAAGAGGCUGCGGGCGAGGAGUCGGAGGGGGGGGGCAGCAGCUCGGACUUGGAGCGAGACGAGAUGUCGGACAGUUUGUCUGCGGAGGAGCCGCAGCGGGGCUCAGCAGCAGCAGCAGCAGCAGCAGCAGCAGCAAACCAGCUGGCGGACUUCUCGCGGCAGGCGCUGGGGGCCUCGGGGCUGCAGCUGCCCCCCGCAGUCUACGGGGGGCCCCACUUGGUGCUGCCAGCAGCAGACAAUUUGCUGCACUCGCGGCGGCUGCUGGCGCCUGCGGUGUUGCCGGGUGUACGUACACUGUGGGCCGGCAUGAACUUGCUGCCGGGGCCCUACGCCCACGUGGGGGCCCCCGUGGGGGCCCCCGUGGGGGCCCCCGUGGGGGCCCCCGUGGGGGCCCCCCAGCUGCACCCCGCAGUGCCGCUGCCUUACGGGGUUUCUGUUGCUGCUGCCAGGCCCAUGCAGGGCCUGCCGCUGGGGGGCCAGCCGCUGCACCUCUGGCGCAUGCCGGACGCUGCGGGCCGCGCCUUCGCGCCCAAAAAGAAGACCAGGUGA
Molecule: messenger RNA, 1547 nt
Organism: Eimeria necatrix
Lineage: Eukaryota; Apicomplexa; Conoidasida; Eucoccidiorida; Eimeriidae
Exons: 5
Source: RefSeq, a predicted model, not a curated record